Molecule: messenger RNA, 3405 nt
Organism: Thrips palmi
Lineage: Eukaryota; Metazoa; Arthropoda; Insecta; Thysanoptera; Thripidae
Gene: Dok
Product: docking protein 3
Exons: 7
Coding region: 207-1835 (542 amino acids)
Biological process (GO): cell surface receptor protein tyrosine kinase signaling pathway; positive regulation of MAPK cascade
Cellular component (GO): cytoplasm
Source: RefSeq, a predicted model, not a curated record
CUGUUGCUUAUGUUGUGGGGAUACUCCUUGAAAGAACACUGAAAUACAUGGAGAAAGAUGUGAAAGAAAUUGUGGCAAGACAGUGGCUCUACAAAUUGAAUGACUUUGAUUUGGGAGGCUUGUGUCUUAUCAAAUUUAAUGUUUCACUCUGUCCGUGCGUGCUAUCUUGCUUCUUUUGACGUUCAUUCACCGGCCUACGAUCUACGAUGAUGAAUCCCGAGCAGUGUUUCAAGGAGGGUUACUUGCUGUUCCUAACACAAGGAAUGUUGAAGAAAUCAUGGAACCGCACGUACUGCCAGCUUUUCAAGGCUAGCAAACAUGGCAUUGAGCGCCUUGAAGUGUUUGAGAACAAAGAUGAUAAAUUGAAGAACUCUGUUAUGAAAAUCAUUACUCUAGAAAAUUGUGUCAAGAUAACACAAGAUGUGCAGAAAAGUAAUCUAUUUGUAUGUUCUGUAUACACAAAAGGUCCCAUUCAUCACUUUGCAUCUUAUAAUGAAGCUGACAUGUUAGAUUGGAUAUCAGCUAUGCAGGCUGUUGCAUUUAAGGAUGACUUCUCUCGCCAGACCAUUGAAGAGGACAACGAUUUGUACUGCCCUUCAGGAGAUGGGGUUUUCUCUGUAAAACUAGUGCCUUCUGAUGCAUCAGCAAACUGUGGUUUGGAGCCAGGUCCAUAUACACUUGUUGUAACUCCAACUGCUCUUCAACUGAGAGAGCACAAUUCCAACCAGCUUCUGUUUACAUGGCCCUACCGGUUUAUAAGACGUUAUGGAACUCGCACAGGAAAAUUUACGUUUGAAGCUGGGCGGAAGUGUGAUUCAGGAGAGGGUGAAUUCCAGCUUGAGCAUUCAAACCAACAGGAGAUUUUUAGAUGCAUGUCUUCUAAAAUGAAUAAUAUGAGACAACUUUUACCAGCCCUGUCUUCACCACCCCUAUCUUCAAACAAAGACUUUGAAAAUGCUUGGAACAUGCUCCCUCGUUCCCGCAGUCCAUUAUUGCCAUCACCAACUAGCGCAACAUCUGCCAUCUGUGAUUUAGAAUUCAACUGUACCUCAAGUUCUCAGCCCUCCGUCCAAUCAUCGCUGCCUUGGCAGCUUCCACCUUUGCACCCUAAACCAAUUACUAAACCGUUGUGUUUAGCCAAGCCUGUACCUCCUGCCAAACCUUCAAAGCCUGCCAAGCCCCCUCGGAAAAGCUUAGAAUCAACUCACAAUAGAGAACAGGGUUUUACUUCAGGUUCUUUGUCCCUUCCAACAACUCCAACGGAUGACUAUGACAGUGUUGUUGUGCGCAAGGAAGCCUGGCGCACUCUAGGUAUGGAGGAAAUGCUCCAUACAGAACGUAGAACGGCUGGUACUGAAAAUGGUGAUGACUAUGAAGACAUAGAUGCCCCCCGUGAUGACGGGAAUGCACCAUCAACUAUGUCUCUGCCGGAACAGCAAAGUUGCCCAGCAAUAUGGGCUGCUCGGGACUUGAGGGCAGGCGUUGACCCUACUGAUAACUAUGAUAAGCUUGAGCACUUUGGCUCUUCAUCUAGGCUCAGCACUCGGCCAUCAGGUUAUCAGCAAUUUGGAAAGCUGCAAUCUGCUGCAAGUAUGUCGAGAUUGGAACAUGGAUCCUUAAGUACUAAGUUGUUAUCAGUAGAGGAUAUUUCUACUGAGCCUAUUGAAUUAUGUAGACGAGCAGAUGACACUCAUAAUGGUUAUGGUAUGGUUCGUAAGAAAUCAUUGCCCACAGAGACUGUCAGUGCCCCAUUUACUUUAAACCUGGCUGGACCCAAUCAUCAACUUUGUAAUGAGCAGGAAUAUGCCAUUGUUCUAAAACAAAAAUGGGUUUAGUCAGUAUGUAUCAUUCAUCAUUGUUGUCUGUGAUUGUAGAAUAGACUGCCUGCUUUGGCUCAAAUAGUGAUUUAUAUAAAUAUGAAACUAUACGAAUAUAUUUUCAAAGUUCAUGACAGGGGAUGCUCAUGCUCCCACCCAAUGACUGUAUUCUCACAUAUCAGAAAUGUCUUACUGUGUCUUGUAUUCAUUGAAAAUUGUGAAAUGGGGUAGCAGUGUUGCCUCUACAUGCAUUACAACCGACUUAUCUCUGUCUUUGAAGUGAUUAGACUGACAAAAUGUUAAAUUGAACUUCUAAACAAAUUGAGAAGAUACAUGGUGUGGUGUGAAGUCAGGGUAGGGAGGGAUCAUGUGUUUGUCUUGAUCCAACCUGAGGCGACACUGCUGCUAUUUUGUUCAAAUGCAUGAGACUUAUCCCAGUAUACUAUUUUGCCCCUACAUGUGGCAUUUUAAUUGUAAACUUGAUUUCAUGUCAAGUGUUUCUCUUAAAAGACAUUUAAAGUGUUCUGAAUCUGAUGUUUCACUUAAUGCAUCACUUCAACCUAGUAGUGAUGCCUUGGUACUCUGUGAUAUUGAUACAUUUUCCACCCAGUAUAGUGCGCCAUAUAUAGUUGUAAACUCCUUUAUUGUGAAAAACAAUUUUUACAUUCCUUAGUAGAUUAUAUUUUAGUCUUACAAUAUGGUAUGUAUCUGCUUAGUACAUUAUAUUUUACUUUUAAUUUUUCUAUGGAUUUAAGAAAUUAAAUUUUUUUAAUUCCUUAUAUGGAAGAUCUGUAUAUACCUUGUAUAUCUGUGAGUUCCCUUAGAACCUCGUCUGCUACUGUCAACUCAAAAAUAGGAAAUCUCAACUCCACCCUUGAUAUUCAGCUCUUGGAUGGUGGUUUGUGUAACAUGAUACCUUGUGUGCCAUCAAAUUUCUUACUUAAAAUGUGGCUUAAAUAUUGUGUUGUUUGCUCUAAAAGAAUAUGCUGUCCUCUUACUUUUUCAUCAAGACUUGCGAGGAAGAAAGGUCUCCAAGGGAACCAACUUGAGAACAUUUUUAACAGUGCCAUUCAAGAACUAAGUUUUUGUUUUGUUCCAAAUACGAGUGAUGAAUGCUGUGCAAAUUCACAAGUGAUGACAGCAUAAUUUUGUGUUUCAUGUCCCAUGCAAUGAGGAUUUUGUUUUCUGUACAGCUCAUUUUGUAAACUGGAAAUAUAAUCAUGUUUUAUUGUUAGUUGUUAACUGCAAAGUAUGUUGUGUAUGCUAUGUUUUUAGUACUAGAUCUAUUUGAAGUAUUUGAUAAGUCUCAGGUCCUUCUGUAUAUUGCGCUUAAUGGAAGCUGGAGCUCUAAAGGCUGCUGGUCUGAAGGUCAAAGCGAACACUGAUUAUUUUCAGUUGCUAGCAUUCUGAAUGCUCUUUGGCAUAAUUGGACCUGUAAAACUAAGUACUAUCCUAUGCUUUGGACUUGAAAACAUUGUGAUGAAAGAACAGGCCUUGACUUACUGCCUUGCCAGUUGUCUCUAGUGUAGGAAUAAUUAGCAAGUGUUACAAUGAUGUUCUGAAAUUAAAGCCAACCUUAAAGACUUUA